GCAGCAGCCGGUUUGUCACAUGACUGUCGUGCAGCGCUGGAGGUUGCAGCCACAGUUCCGUGUUCACUUCACACAGGCGGCAGCAGCAGCAGCAGCAGCUGAGCUGGAUGAGAGUCGCUGCGUGUCUGCAUUUCACGCCGCGAAACUACGUCGCCGUGCGGGGAUCUGUGGAGCGUAGGGCAACCUCUCACGCAAUCGCAUCUCCUCGAUCUACGCCGCAGCAGCGCCAUGCUCACGCGUGUGAAGUCGGCGGUGGCCAGUUUAAUGGGAGGCAUGAUGGCAGGAGGCUCCAACGGAGAGCACCACAGCGGCUCAGAGCUGCCGCUGAAAUUCCCCUACAGUAGACCAGAGUUUCUGGGACUGUCGCCCGACGAGAUCGAGUGCUCGGCGGAUCACAUAGCGAGACCGAUCCUCAUCCUGAAGGAGACCAAGCGGCUGCCCUGGUCCACUGGCUACGCGGAAGUGAUCAAUGCAGGAAAGAGCACAUUGAACGAGGACCAGGCCUGCUGCGAAGUGCUGGUGGUCAAAAGGAGACCGGCUGGAAGCUCCACACCCAACCGGACCCCCUUGGCCCGCAGGAGGUCUUCCCUGCCCAAUGGGGAGGACGCGGGCCUACAGGAGAACACGGAUGGCUCUGAAGACCUAACCUUCCACUACUGGGCGUUGUUUGAUGGCCACGCAGGCUCUGGGGCAGCUGUAGUGGCUGCCCGCCUUCUUCAUCACCACAUCGCUCUGCACCUCCAGGAAGUGACGGAGAUCCUCUGCACUCCCAACCUGCUGCCACCCACAUGCCUCGGUGAGGAACCAAUCAGUCACCAUCUCACCCCGACGUCCCAGCGCGCCCUCACCAGGGCCGCCUCCCUGCGGGGAGCUGCAGGGGCUCCGGGUUCACCCAGCACGCCACCCACCCGCUUCUUCACCGAGAAGAAAGUUUCACACGAGAGUCUGGUGGUUGGCGCCAUUGAGAAUGCCUUCAAAGACAUGGACGCACAGAUAGAGAAGGAGAAGGCGGCCUACAACGUCUCGGGUGGCUGCACUGCUCUGGUGGUUCUCUAUUUACUCGGGAAGCUCUACGUUGGCAACGCAGGGGACAGCAGAGCGAUUAUUAUCCGUGCUGGGCAGGUGAUCCCCAUGUCAACAGAGUUUACACCGGAGUCUGAGAGACAGCGACUGCAGUUCCUUGCAUACAUGCAGCCCCACUUAUUAGGCAACGAGUUUACACAUCUGGAAUUCCCCAGGAGAGUGCAGAGAAAAGAGGUUGGCAAGAGGAUGCUGUACCGUGACUUCACCAUGUCGGGAUGGGCGUAUAAAACCAUCGAGGACGAUGACCUCAAGUUUCCCCUGAUAUACGGCGAAGGAAAGAAGGCUCGUGUGCUGGCGACCAUCGGGGUCACGAGAGGUCUCGGGGACCACAACCUCAAAGUGCACGACUCCAACAUCUACAUCAAACCGUUCUUGUCCUGCUGUCCAGAGGUCAAAGUCUACCCUCUGGCGCAGCACGAGCACGGCGCUGACGACGUCCUCGUGCUGGGAACGGACGGUUUGUGGGACGUCCUCGCCAACCAGGAAGUAGCUGAAGCGGUCACGUCUUUCCUGUCCAACUGUGACCCCGACGACCAGCACAGGUACACGAUGGCAGCGCAAGACCUCAUAAUGAGAGCACGAGGAGUGCUGAAGGAUCGUGGCUGGAGAAUAUCCAACGACAGACUGGGCUCCGGAGACGACAUCUCCGUCUACAUCAUCCCUCUCAUGUAUGGCACCAAGCAGAAUUAACCCGGUGACAUAAGUGCGUCCAACACAAAAACGUGACCCUGCCUUGACCCCGACCCUCCCCCCCCCCACCCCCACAUCCCUCGUGCUCCAUAUUUAAAAGUGCUUUCGUGUGGACGUCCUCUCUCGCCGAGGGAGUGGAGACAAGAAGUGGGAUUCCUGUCCGAUAGAAAGUAAACAAAAGCGAAGCAAAGGGGGCGGGAGCGUGUCCUCUCAUGGACGGAGAUGGUAAUAUGCGUCUCAGGAUUGCUAUUACUCGCUAAUGCACAAUAUUUAUAAAUGUGAAAAAUGUAUAUACACAAGACAUACACACAUUUGAUAAAAAUGUGUAUUUGGUUGAAUUUCUGUACAGUGUAAAAAAAACAAACAAACAAACAAACAAAACAGAGGACUGACGUCAUGUACUGUACAUAUGAAUCACACCUCCUCUGUUCCAUGUCAACUUUUAAUGUAGCCAGACUGAUUCAUCUGUUUUCUCACAUUCUUUUUGUUCGUUUGUACCUCCCACAUUCCAAUACUAUACUCGUCGAUCAAGGACAGCAGCUUAAUUUUAUGAAGAAAACACUCGUUUGUGCUCCGUCUUAUUAUACUGUUUUAAAUCGAGCUGUCGCACGUUUUCAGAUUGUGUUGUACCUUCCCCUCCCUCGGUCAUCUACCUCAUGAUGUUCCUUCUUAAGUGGCUGUUUGCAUGCUCGGUUUUGCCGCGUCCUCAGCUGCCGCCUGUGCCAUCGUUUAAUUACAUUCCCCAUAUUUGUGCAGUGUAAAGUAUGUGUAGAAAAAAAACAACAACUCCACUCCUAUGAUCAUAGUCUCAUUUCCCCCUUUUCUUCAGUACUGGUUCUUACAUUUUAAGAUAAACUCAUCUUCAUGAGUAGCAGGUGCCUCUGACAGUUAGACCUGGUCUGAUCUAACACAAUGUACAUAAUAAUAGAAGAUUAUCCUGAUGUGAGUGUCUGAUCCAGUGGUUUCCGUUCGUUGGGGUUUUGCUGUACUGUUUUAGUUUCUCGGUUACAAAUGUCGUAUCUCGGAGUAAGCUGUCGAAACGUGAGUAACUUCAAUGUGUAAAAAAUGUAAAUAACUCUUUUCAUUGGACACUUCUCUUUUUCUUUGUUUUCCUUUUGCUGUAAGUUAGUUUUUCUUCCUAUCGAAGCAAAACAAAGUCAUUUGUACCGUUUUUUGGAAACCUGACACCAGUGUAAACCAAGGUUUAAAUGCCCAUUUUCCUGCUGUAUUAAAAAAAAAAGGAGGCACAAUCACA
Messenger RNA from Solea solea (common sole), 3028 nucleotides. It is a transcript of the gene ppm1h, whose product is annotated as protein phosphatase, Mg2+/Mn2+ dependent, 1H. The record is from RefSeq and is a predicted model, not a curated record. Gene Ontology annotation, molecular function: protein serine/threonine phosphatase activity. The transcript is spliced from 10 exons. Gene Ontology annotation, biological process: protein dephosphorylation. NCBI's taxonomy places the organism in Eukaryota, Metazoa, Chordata, Actinopteri, Pleuronectiformes, Soleidae. Bases 229 to 1773 code for a protein of 514 amino acids.